Messenger RNA from Labeo rohita (rohu), 4610 nucleotides. It is a transcript of the gene mgrn1b, whose product is annotated as mahogunin, ring finger 1b. Gene Ontology annotation, cellular component: plasma membrane; early endosome; cytoplasm. NCBI's taxonomy places the organism in Eukaryota, Metazoa, Chordata, Actinopteri, Cypriniformes, Cyprinidae. Gene Ontology annotation, molecular function: ubiquitin protein ligase activity. Gene Ontology annotation, biological process: protein ubiquitination; negative regulation of G protein-coupled receptor signaling pathway; endosome to lysosome transport. The record is from RefSeq and is a predicted model, not a curated record.
CAGCCAAUCACGUCGCGAUAAGCUACAACCCUCUCGGGGUCGCUUCGCAACAGCGAUUUCCUUGUGUUGUGUUUUCACGAACAACUCGGCUGUUAUAAUAUAGAGAAAACACCAAGGACAGAAUUAUCUACAGGUCUUUUCUCUUGCCUUUUAUACUUUAAUUUUGCGUGUUUAUGUGCCUGUUCGCCUCUUGUUUUACUGAGUACCAGUUCGUGACAGGCGAACUAACUAGCUAGGUGCUGGCUUGCUAGUCAGUUAGCCAGUGUUAAGCUGACUGAACUGAACAUCACAAAAUACGACUGUACGACUCACAUCUGAUCCGAUUCAGAAGAGGAGAAAUGUGGCUCAAAGACAUGUCAUGUUAAUUUGAACACUUUUUCCGUUUCGGAGCAGUUGCUGUUAUUACGCGGCUAAGGUUAGCUAGUUAGCUGACUUAACCAGCUGUCUUGCUGUUGUUGUUGACAUUUAAUAACCGCUAGUUUGUUCUGAUCGGACUGUGUUGGAGAAAUGGGUUCAAUUCUGAGUCGAAGAAUCGCUGGUGUUGAGGACAUCGACAUCCAGGCCAAUUCUGCAUACAGAUAUCCUCCAAAAUCAGGAAACUAUUUUGCCAGCCAUUUUUUCAUGGGAGGAGAGAAGUUUGACACUCCUCAUCCAGAGGGUUACCUUUUUGGGGAGAACAUGGAUCUUAACUUUCUUGGUAACCGCCCAGUGCAGUUUCCCUAUGUUACUCCAGCACCCCAUGAGCCGGUAAAGACAUUGAGAAGUCUUGUCAACAUCAGGAAAGAUUCAUUACGAUUGGUCAGGUAUAAAGAUGAUGCUGAUACACCUACUGAUGAAGGAGCAAAACCAAGGGCCUUAUAUGGAGUGGAGUUCACCUUUGACUCUGAUGCACGAGUGGCCAUCACUAUCUAUUGCCAGGCUUUUGAGGAGUUCUCCAAUGGGAUGGCAAUAUACAGCCCAAAAACUCCUGCACUGGUAUCUGAAACCGUAUAUUACAAAAGAGGGGUUAGCCAGCAGUUUACCCUGCCAUCCUUCAAGAUUGAUUUCUCUGAAUGGAAGGAAGAAGAUCUCAACUUUGAUUUAGACAGAGGUGUUUUCCCCAUGGUGAUUCAGGCUGUUGUUGAUGAAGGAGAUGAUUGUUUGGGACAUGCACAUGUACUGCUGGCAGCAUUUGAAAGACAUGUUGAUGGCAGUUUCUCUGUCAAACCUUUGAAGCAGAAACAAAUAGUGGACCGUGUCAGUUACUUGUUACAGGAGAUUUAUGGAAUUGAGAACAAGAACAAUCAAGAGACAAAGCCAUCUGAUGAUGAGAACAGCGACAACAGCAACGAGUGUGUGGUGUGUCUGUCAGAUCUGCGGGACACUCUGAUUUUGCCCUGUAGGCACUUGUGCCUGUGUAACUCCUGCGCUGAUACUCUACGCUACCAGGCCAACAACUGCCCGAUCUGCCGACUACCGUUUCGAGCUCUUCUUCAGAUUCGAGCUGAGAAAAAGCCUGGAGCGCUUUCUCCCGUUUCCUUCAGCCCAGUGCUGGCUCAGAGCAUGGAUCAUGAUGAGCACUCAAGCUCAGACUCAGUUCCCCCUGGCUUUGAGCCCAUCUCGUUGCUGGAGGCUUUGAAUGGUCUUGAUGCCGUGUCGCCCGGCCUUCCAUCGGCACCUCUGUAUGACGAGAUCAACUUCUCUGGGAGCCUGAGUGGAGAGAGCAGGCAGCUCAGCUCACCUGACCACUCUGGAGACAGUGGCGGACAGAAGAGCAAAGUCAGCAAGUCACCAGACAGCACUCUACGUUCUCCAUCAUCACCCAUUCAGGAGGAGGAUGAAGAAAAACUGUCUGAGAUGUCUGAUGCACAAGCUCACAUGCUGCUUUCCAGCAGUCCCGCCCCCACAGAGGGAACGGCUGGGGAGGACGCCCCUGAUUCACUGUCUCCUGAAGAUGAGGAUCGACUGAAUUUGGAGGAAGAGGUGAUGAAUGACUGCAGCAGUGAGCACAGCAGCUUCACCAAAACUGAAAGUGACACACCUGGGGACCUGUCCCUCCCUGGAUUGUCUGGUUCAACUGAAAGUCUGAACACUCAGAGUACCUGCUGCUCCAGCCAGCCGCUUCUGGGUCCCUCAAGCCAUUUGCACAUGGACGAUGAUGAACUGGAUUAACCCUGCCCAUCUCCUUCUUUGUACAGCCCAAUGUGGGACUUCAAUGCACUCCCAUUUCAGUAUCCCACUUGGAAUAUGAUUGACUCUUUUUUGACUCAGGCCUUUUGUUUUCAAACACAACUGGCUGAGGCUGAUGAGCUUGUUCUGGUGGUUUGUUGUAUUUCUUGUGCUUGGUUUUUAGGGCUGUAUUUUAUCGAGUUGCUUACUUAAAGGGUUAGUUCACCCAAAAAUGAUUCUGUCAUUAAUAAUUGCCCCCACGUUGUUUCAAACCCGUAAGAACUUUGUUUGUCUUCAGAACACACAUUAAGAUAUUUUUAAUGAAAUCGGAGAGCUUUUUGACCCUGCAUCGACAGCAACGCAACUGACACAUUCAAGGCCCAGAAAGGUAAUAAGGACAUUGUUAAAGUAGUCCAUUUGACAUCAGUGGUUUACUGUAAUUUUAUGAAGCUAUGAAAAUACUUUUUGAAAAAAGACUUUAUUUAACAAUUUCUUCUCUUGUCAGUUGUGAGCAUUUUAUUGAGGUCCUUCCUACCUUUCUGGUCCAAGUUAAAUGUGUCGGUUGUAUUGCUGUCUAUGCAGGGUCAGAAAGCUCUCGGAUUUCAUCAAAAAUAUCUUAAUUUGUGUUCAGAAGAUGAACGAAGCUCUUACAGGUUUGGAACGACAUUACAGAAUUUUUGGGUGAAUUAACCCUUUAAAUCACCCAAAAUGAUCAUCGUUAUGUUAUUCCAACUCUGCAUUAUCAUCUUUCUUCGAUGAAUAACUAAAGAAGUUGUGCAGAAUGUCUGUUACAUUCCAUGAAAGUGGAAGCUGAUUUUAAAGUAAAUAAAAAAAACAAUAAAAUAAAAUGAUUAGUCCAUACUACAUAUCAAAUAAUCAAGUUCUCAGAAGCCAUAUGAAAUCCAUCUAAUAAUGUUUCCCCCUAAAUUAAAAAAUGCCUUCAUGAUCUACUUUUAGAGCUUCACUAUCCAUCCUUUCAUGGAAAAAAUAUACAGGGUUAGAAUGAUGAUAAAUAGAUGAUAAUUUUUGGUAGAUAACUGUUGCAGGUGAAAUUCCUGCUGAUUUGUGGAUACACUCUUAAAAUUAAAGUUUUAAUUGGCAUGAAGAACUUUUAACAUCCAAGGAACCUUACCAUUGCACAAAAACUUCUUCAUAGUGGAAAAAAGGUUCUCUAGAUGAUUCAGAUGUUCUUUCAUGAAGAAAAAUCGAUUGUUUUAUGAACUGUUUGCUUUGAGGAACUUCCUCACUUGUGAAAUCCAACUUUUGAAACCUUUAUUUUUAAGAGUGUAGUUGAGGGUGAAGCAGGUAAUUUCAGUGCUUGGUUAUGUAAUGCAUCGAUCCGGGACUUGAUUAUAACUCGAAUAAAUAUAAAACAGCUUGUUAGGAUUAAUAGACAAAGCACAUUUAAAUAAAAACUCAUUUCAGGAUAUCUGUACGAGUAAACAUAAACGUGGUACGUUAACAAAUGAUCAUGUGUUAAACUAAUGAGUGCAUAAUAUAGAAAUAUAAUUGUAACUGUGCAUUUGAAAUGUUUUUAGUAAGUGCUUAAAUGUCCUGAACUUAUUUUUUUGUGUGCUGACUUAAAACGAGCAGUCAGAAAUGCACUCCUGAAUAUAUAUAUUCAUGAUUUCAAAUGUAAUAUUUAUAGUGAUGAUAUACUGUUGGAAAUGGUGGACUUCUUGUCAGUUUAAUGACCAAAUAUUGUGUGGUCUAACAGUGCUUUAAAUGUGCUUGCUUGUUCAGCUAUUUAUGCUCUUAAAGGACUAAAAAAGCCAUGGUGGACUCUCUUUACCUCUUUAUUUGCUUAUGAAUAUUGUUAUAUAACCUUAAAAUACUUCAACAUGUGAAGGCAUUCCUUUCUGUUAUUGAAUCAUUUUAGAGUGGCAACUUUGUGAAUAUUUGAUAGGUUGGUUGUAUUUCUUCACAGCUGGACCUUGUAUUUCUAAGAAAGGAAAGAAGUCACGAGAAGCAUGAAAUCUCAUUGUUCUCCUCAAACAUGCAGAUAUGCAGUGUCUUGUAGCAUUAUGCAAAGAGGUUCAUGUGCCUUUAAAGAACAAAGCAAGUGUUGCUACAGCUUUUGCUCAUAGCUGUGCUGUUCUUGUGUUCAUCGGCUGUAACCUUUAGCCUCGACUGCAUUUAUGCAUUAGAAGAGAGACUGAUGUUCUUGUUUGUAAUGUCAUUUUAAAUUGACUGUGUAGGUCGAAAUGUAUUGCUUAUCCAACUUUUGUAAUGCUGUAAUACUUAACAUGAUUUUUGUUAUAUCAUCUGUUAAUACUGAAUAAGCUGCUCUGUACAUGUAUUUUAAUCAAAUGUAAAAAAAAGAUUCUGAUUAUUGAUGGUGUUGAAUUAAUUGCUUACAGCUCUGCAUGAUAAUAUUUAUGUAAGAUUUAUCACUGCUCUGGAAUAUGCAUAUUAUUUAUUUCCUCAAAUAAUGUGCCAUUUCAAUUAAAUAUUCCACUGUG